Aegilops tauschii subsp. strangulata is the source of this 432-nucleotide messenger RNA. The record is from RefSeq and is a predicted model, not a curated record. NCBI's taxonomy places the organism in Eukaryota, Viridiplantae, Streptophyta, Magnoliopsida, Poales, Poaceae.
AUGCUCCCUGAAUUUGUGGUGUGGUCGGAGAGCCUGACCGGCACCUUGCUCCGGCUUCCGCGUUUCUUCUCUGGCGAGCUUCCAUCCUCGGGGCUCGAUGGUCUCUGGCUACAGGCCGAUGGCUACUGCAGCAGAGCUUCGUGGGUCGGGGCUGAGGUCGCCGCCUCCGGUGGCGUGGUCCUGACCCGCGGCUGGCAGACGUUUGCCCGCGUGCGAGGCCUGGGCGAAAGGUGCACCCUCCACUUCAAGUACAAUGGUCUGGCGACCCUCUACGUGAGGGUGUUCAGGGAGGACGGCCGCCGCGUGGAGUGCUGCUCGAAGGAUGGCAGCAACGACAUGGGUGGCGAAGGUGAGCUUGGCCUUGGUGGCGCGCGCUCCUCUUCUCGCGACGGCAGCUCUUCCUCGGAUGAGAGCUCGAGCAGUGGUGGCUAG